Messenger RNA from Salvia miltiorrhiza (redroot sage), 590 nucleotides. RefSeq lists its product as uncharacterized. Lineage: Eukaryota; Viridiplantae; Streptophyta; Magnoliopsida; Lamiales; Lamiaceae. The coding region runs from base 3 to 590 and encodes 195 amino acids. The record is from RefSeq and is a predicted model, not a curated record. The transcript is spliced from 3 exons.
AGAUGAGACAGAGGGCUAAAGGUGCUUCUUUGAAGCCUAAUCCAAUUAGUUCUGCCACAAAUCAAGAAAAUAGUGGUGGAGAAGGGGAAAAUUCGUUGAAGGAUAAGAAUGUAGCUCUGAUUGCUAAGAGGUCAAGUUAUGUAGUGUUUACAUUGUUUGUGUUGGUUAUAUAUGGGGCUUGGGGUGUGUAUCAUUACCAGUUUGAGAGUCUGCCUGUACCCUUGGCACUCGAGCAUGUCGGAAAGAGAGGGUUUUCGGAGCAUGAGGCCAUGAAACACGUCGAAGCUUUGACUCAAUUAGGCCCGCAUACUGUUGGUUCUGAUGCUCUGGAGAGUGCAGUGAAGUAUGUGACAGAAGCAGCAGAAAUUAUAAAGAAAACAGCUCAUUGGGAGGUUAAUGUGGAGGUUGAUCUUUUCCAUGUAAAAUCUGGUGCUAACAAUAUGGUUGAGUUGAAGUCAGAUGAUUCUGAUGCAUCUUCGGAUGAUCCUGCAUCGUCAGCAACCAUCGCUUUCUUCUUCGCAAAUUUCUGUUCUCUCUUGGCUUUCAUCUCCUUUCACUCAGACUGUGUCAACUCAGGGCAUUCAGAUUGA